AUAGAAGAUGAAUAAUCUUUCAUUUAGUGAACUGUGUUGCCUGUUCUGUUGUCCACCAUGCCCUGGGAAAAUUGCUUCCAAACUGGCAUUUUUACCUCCAGACCCUACUUACACACUGAUGUGUGAUGAAAGUGGUAGUCGUUGGACUCUACAUCUUUCUGAGCGAGCAGACUGGCAAUAUUCCUCUAGAGAAAAAGAUGCCAUUGAGUGCUUCAUGACUAGAACAAGCAAAGGUAACAGGAUUGCCUGUAUGUUUGUGCGUUGCUCACCUAACGCCAAGUACACUUUGCUCUUUUCACAUGGAAAUGCUGUUGACCUAGGUCAGAUGAGCAGUUUUUACAUAGGACUGGGUUCUCGGAUUAACUGCAACAUAUUCUCAUAUGAUUAUUCUGGAUACGGUGCAAGUUCUGGGAAACCAACGGAGAAGAACUUGUAUGCUGACAUUGAUGCAGCUUGGGUGGCUCUUCGAACAAGAUAUGGAAUUCGCCCUGAAAAUGUGAUUAUAUAUGGCCAAAGUAUAGGAACAGUCCCAUCUGUGGAUCUUGCUGCUCGAUAUGAAAGUGCUGCUGUAAUUCUUCAUUCUCCUUUGAUGUCAGGAAUGCGAGUAGCCUUUCCUGAUACUAAGAAGACGUACUGCUUUGAUGCAUUCCCAAACAUUGACAAAAUAUCUAAAAUAACAUCCCCUGUGUUAAUAAUCCAUGGGACUGAAGAUGAAGUAAUUGACUUUUCACAUGGCCUAGCAUUAUUUGAGCGUUGCCAGAGACCUGUAGAACCACUGUGGGUAGAAGGAGCAGGUCACAAUGAUGUGGAGCUUUAUGGACAAUACCUUGAACGAUUAAAACAGUUUGUAUCACAAGAACUGGUCAAUUUGUAAAUUACUCUGUAAAUUUACAUGCUUUGUCAUUUCACUGCAGAACUGCACACUUUGAUAAUUACAUAACAUGAAACCUGAAGGUUGUGUUUUCAAAUCAUGGGAGUUGCCUUCAUUAAAUGUACAGGUAAUGAUUUGUUAACAUAACAAAUGAAGGUUUUAAUACCAGUAUUAUAAACUGGAAUGCCUGAUCAUGCAGUCAAGCUUGUGUAUUUCAUAUACUUUGUGUGAGGUUUCUUUUUAGGUGUACAAAAAAAUCACAAGGAAGAGUACUGUAUGAAAUUUUAAUUAUAUAAAAUCAGAUGCUGUAAAAGUGUUGCCAAAUGCUUUAGCAUAUCAGAAGCAAAUUUAUAAAUAUUUUUAAACAUCUCAAGAUGUACUGUGACUUACUCUGUUGCACAGGUGUAAAUUAAAUCAAACUUCUAAACAGCUGUCCUGUAAAAAUGCAAAUAGCCAUGACAUUUGAGCAAAUACUAGUGUAUAUAAAAUGAAAAUAGACAGUCACUGGAAUUGACCCCAGGCCCUGUUAUACAGGGAACAGGUCAAAAUGGCUCGUUUGGUUUUGUUGUCAGUGCAUUUAUUUUUUUUCAUGUCUUUGUGCUUUAACAUUGUCGUCUUCUUUUUUUUUUUUUUUAAACCUGGAAGGUUCAGCUUUUCCCCACUCAUCUAUUCCUCAGCUAUUCUAGCUAUUCUGUAAAACAAAGUCACAAAACACCAUUGAUCAAAACAAAAUCUCAUUCACAUGCUUGCUAUUGAGGCCACUGAGUACUGGUUUCUUGAAAUUACUAAGAUACUUAGAGCUUAGAGAAAUGUUGUGGACAACAUAGUUUUAAAUUGAUCAUGUAGAGAUGGAGUAUUUGGGUAGAAGAAACCCUGAAAAUGUAUCUAACUUUGAACAAUAUGCUUGCAGUUAUCUGUUCAGGUUUACUUUUAUGCGUUCAAGUGUACAACCAACAUUUUGAUUCACUAUAUGCAAGUUUUACUAAUCUGUUCCUGAACAGUGGGGGAGGAAAAAAGAAUGUUGACAUUUUUCUAUUAACUCAUAGUAAAAUAAAUUUUGUAAGUUGCCUUUCCCUUAAAUGAGUUUUGCUUGAAUAAACUAUGAAAGUUUAAAAACAAACUUAAAAUUAUAUGUAGCCUAAUUUGUAAACAAAGUAAUAUCCAACAAUACACACUGUGCUUCUAAUUUUAAGGCCUUAUUGUAGUUUAAUUGUUCUGCUUGUUUUUGUGAUUUGUCUGACACUAUUGUAUAAUUAAAUGUACUACCAAGUAUUGUGUGAAGGCUUUGGUUCGGAUGUGUUAAUUAACAGUAAACAAUAUUCCACACA
Gavialis gangeticus (Gharial) is the source of this 2199-nucleotide messenger RNA. RefSeq names its product abhydrolase domain containing 17B (gene ABHD17B). The coding region runs from base 8 to 874 and encodes 288 amino acids. Gene Ontology annotation, molecular function: palmitoyl-(protein) hydrolase activity. The record is from RefSeq and is a predicted model, not a curated record. NCBI's taxonomy places the organism in Eukaryota, Metazoa, Chordata, Crocodylia, Gavialidae. Gene Ontology annotation, biological process: protein depalmitoylation. Gene Ontology annotation, cellular component: plasma membrane; endosome membrane. The transcript is spliced from 3 exons.